Trifolium pratense (red clover) is the source of this 2587-nucleotide messenger RNA. Its product is annotated as acetolactate synthase 3, chloroplastic-like. Lineage: Eukaryota; Viridiplantae; Streptophyta; Magnoliopsida; Fabales; Fabaceae. Gene Ontology annotation, biological process: L-valine biosynthetic process. The record is from RefSeq and is a predicted model, not a curated record. Gene Ontology annotation, cellular component: acetolactate synthase complex. Gene Ontology annotation, molecular function: thiamine pyrophosphate binding; flavin adenine dinucleotide binding; magnesium ion binding. The transcript has a single exon. Bases 204 to 2306 code for a protein of 700 amino acids.
UAUUAUUUUUUCUACAUUUAUUUUUCUUAUGUGUGUGACCAAGAAUGUGGUCCAAAUUUUUGGGUCGAUGAAAGAAUAUCUCUAAUAAUAAUGGAUUUGGAUUGAGUACAUUCAAUUUUCAUGCAUUCAACUUUAUGUGGCUUGUAUUUUCAAUUAUUUAUGAAUAUUGAUUAUGUGUGGUUGAUAUUAAGUUGAAUGCAUGAAUGCAUAGGAAAAUGAAUGCAGUCAAUCCCAAUCCAAUACUAAUCUUAAAGACAAGACCUCUGAAUAUUCACAUUUAUUAUUACACUUUCAAACUCACUCGCACUCUCUGCGUCCACUCAACUAUGGCUGCCGCCGCCGCCACCACCACCACCACCACUCCUUCCAGAUCUCCGCUUCACUCUUCAUCUUCUUCUCAUUCAACUUUCCCAAAACGAAACACAACCCUCACAUUCCCUCUUUCUCCCAUUUACAUCAAACCUAUUCACUCUCGUCCCUUCACCAUCCCUACCUCAUGCUCCGCCGCACCACCUUCCACCACCACCACAACCACCACCUCGACCGAGCCUCACAUCUCUCGUUUCUCCCCAACUGAACCCAGAAAAGGCUCCGACAUUCUCGUCGAAGCCUUAGAACGUCAAGGCGUAACGAACGUCUUUGCUUACCCCGGUGGAGCUUCCAUGGAGAUCCACCAAGCUCUAACCCGCUCCAAAACAAUCCGUAACAUACUUCCCCGUCACGAACAAGGUGGAGUUUUCGCCGCUGAAGGUUAUGCUCGUUCCUCCGGUCUCCCUGGUGUCUGCAUAGCCACGUCCGGUCCCGGAGCCACCAACUUAGUCAGCGGCCUUGCCGAUGCUUUAAUGGAUAGCGUCCCUCUCAUCGCCAUCACUGGUCAAGUUCCCCGGAGAAUGAUCGGAACUGAUGCUUUUCAAGAAACCCCAAUUGUUGAAGUAACGAGAUCUAUCACAAAGCAUAACUACCUCAUUCUUGAUGUUGAUGAUAUUCCUAGGGUUGUGCAAGAGGCCUUUUUUAUUGCAACUUCGGGCCGGCCUGGCCCGGUUCUCAUCGAUGUACCUAAAGAUGUUCAACAACAGUUAGCUGUUCCUAAUUGGGGUGAGCCCAUUAAGCUGACUGGGUAUCUUUCUAGGUUACCUAAGAUUCCUAAUGAGGCUCAAUUAGAACAGGUUUUGAGGUUGUUGUUAGAAUCUAAAAAACCGGUUUUAUAUGUUGGUGGUGGUUGUUUGAAUUCGAGUCAGGAAUUAAACCGGUUUGUUGAAUUAACUGGUAUUCCUGUUGCUAGUACUUUAAUGGGACUAGGUAGUUACCCUAUUGAUGGUGAACAUUCCCUUUCAAUGUUGGGUAUGCAUGGGACUGUUUAUGCUAAUUAUGCUGUUGACAAUAGUGAUUUGUUGCUUGCUUUCGGGGUUAGGUUCGAUGAUCGUGUUACUGGGAAGUUAGAGGCUUUUGCUAGUAGGGCUAAGAUUGUUCAUAUAGAUAUUGAUUCAGCUGAGAUUGGUAAGAAUAAGAUUCCACAUUUGUCGAUUUGUGCGGAUAUGAAGGUGGCAUUGGAAGGUCUUAAUAGGGUUUUGGAGAGUAAAGGAAUUAAGGGUAAACUUGAUUUUGAGUCAUGGAGGAAUGAGUUGAAUGCUCAGAAGUUGAAGUUUCCUCUUGGUUUUAAGACGUUUGAGGAUGCGAUUUCCCCGCAGUAUGCUAUUAAGGUGCUUGAUGAGUUGACUAAUGGUGAGGCUAUUGUUAGUACUGGUGUUGGACAACAUCAAAUGUGGGCUGCUCAGUUUUAUAAGUAUAAGAGACCUAGGCAGUGGUUAACUUCUGCUGGACUCGGUGCGAUGGGUUUUGGAUUGCCUGCUGCUAUUGGUGCUGCUGUUGCUAACCCUGAUGCGAUCGUUGUUGAUAUUGAUGGUGAUGGUAGUUUUAUGAUGAAUGUUCAAGAGUUGGCUACUAUAAGAGUGGAGAAUCUUCCAAUUAAGAUUUUGUUGUUGAAUAAUCAACAUUUGGGUAUGGUUGUUCAGUGGGAGGAUAGAUUUUACAAGUCAAAUAGAGCUCAUACUUAUCUUGGUAACCCUUCUAGGGAGGAAGAGAUUUUCCCUAACAUGCUUGGAUUUGCAGAUGCUUGUGGAAUACCGGCUGCUCGUGUGACAAAGAAGGAAGAGCUAAGAGAAGCUAUUCAGAAAAUGUUGGACACUCCUGGUCCUUAUCUUCUUGAUGUCAUUGUACCUCAUCAAGAACAUGUCUUGCCAAUGAUUCCAAGUAAUGGAUCUUUCAAGGAUGUGAUCACUGAAGGUGAUGGCAGAAGGAGUUACUGAUUUCUUUGGCAAAACGAGAUAUGAUAUGUUCCUUCAUGUUUGUUUUGUACAAUAUUAUAAAAGUAUUGCUAUCAUAGUUGCAGGAUUUGACAUCUGUGUAAGCUAUGCAUUGUAGUUUAGUUGUUGUGUUGUAGUAACUUUGGUGGCAUGUGUCUUUGUAGAGUGCCACACCACUUGUUGUACCGUUUUAUUUGCUGUUAGUGAUAUCGAGGUUGAAGUGAUAGAUAGUAAUAACAUUUCUAGUCUUAGAAUUCGAAUAAAAUCUGAUUUCAUUUCGAAAA